Molecule: messenger RNA, 747 nt
Organism: Dreissena polymorpha
Lineage: Eukaryota; Metazoa; Mollusca; Bivalvia; Myida; Dreissenidae
Exons: 4
Coding region: 35-361 (108 amino acids)
Source: RefSeq, a predicted model, not a curated record
CAAUUCAAUUGUUGGUAUUGUUACAAUCACAAGCAUGUUCAGGAUUUUAGUUACAAUCUUUAUGAUUGGAUUUCACUUCUCGGAAUCCAAGACCUGUGGGCAGACACAAUGUCAUGAUACGUUAGAGAUUCCGUAUUGCUGCAAUAAGACAGGAGGAAGUAUGGAGGAAGGGCAAUGCUGCUGCUCCAGAUCUCAGAGCACCUAUGUGGGCCACUGUUCUCAUCCAAUGUUGGCCUCAACAGGGCUACCGUGGUGGGGAGCAUACAUCGCCAUCAGUUCUUUGCUGGCCUGCGUUGGGCUUGGUUUGAUCCUCCAUAGGCGUGUCCGGGGGCGACAAUCCAAGGCAAAUGAAGAUGUUUAAAGAGGUCAAUAACACAUUCUGGAUAUGAAGAUUUAAAAACCAUGAAGUAUUUUGAUGGAACACAUUUAAUAGAGUUCAUGUUGAUUGAUACUUAGUCCAAUUAUGCCUAGUGGACUCUCCCAUCCUUCUAAAAUGGAUCAAUUUAUUUCCAAAAUUAGGGAUGUCUAAUAUAUAUAUUUCUAUAAUUAUAAUAUUUCUUACAGAAAUUCCUUUAAGCAAACAGCGUAGACCCUGAUGUGACGCUGCAUCAUGCGGCGUCUCAUCUGGGUCUACGCUGUUUACCAAUGCCUUUUUUCUAGACGCUAGGCAUACAUGGGUAAAAUUGCAUUUUCUAACGUUCUGUGUUGAAAAGAAUUGGUGUUUGAAAUUGGUUUAACGAAAUGAAA